This is a messenger RNA of Heteronotia binoei (common prickly gecko), 2387 nucleotides long. It is a transcript of the gene BAG4, whose product is annotated as BAG cochaperone 4. The record is from RefSeq and is a predicted model, not a curated record. Gene Ontology annotation, biological process: protein stabilization. Gene Ontology annotation, cellular component: cytosol; membrane; nucleus. The transcript is spliced from 5 exons. Gene Ontology annotation, molecular function: adenyl-nucleotide exchange factor activity; protein-folding chaperone binding. Bases 55 to 1392 code for a protein of 445 amino acids. Lineage: Eukaryota; Metazoa; Chordata; Lepidosauria; Squamata; Gekkonidae.
UAAGAAGGGGAAUGCCUAAAGUACCAAUUGGUUAUAGCGGGACAUUGUUCGCGCAUGCGUGUAGUGCUCCUAGCGGGGAGGCGGCAGCGAGGGGAGCCUGAGGAGCCGCUAAUGGCGGCCGCGUUGAGGAGAUUGUUACACGGUACGGAAGUGGAACGAGUCCGACCGGAGCCUGAGCCUCCUCCGCCACCAUGGGGCAUGGAGACCCGCAGGUGUCCUGUGCAUGGCGGCGGGGGUAAUAGGGGGGAGAGAGUCGCUCGUGGCGACAAUGGCAGUUUUCAGGAGCAGCCUUCUUAUACGGGAUAUGGCUCCCACUACUGGAACUCUCAGCCUAGGGCUUCUUACCCAAGUCCAUAUCCUCCUGGAUCUGAGCACCAAGGCCAGGGGAUCGAUCAUUCCUAUACAAAUGGCGUUUAUGGCACUCCAUACUCAGCUCCUGGGACAGGACCACCUCCGUAUCCCCCACAAUCAAAUACCUAUUAUUCUACAGGGCAUCCUCCUGUCCCUUAUUCUACAGAGUCUCCUGGAUUGUACCAGUCUCAGUCAUCAGUUUCCAACUGGAACUACCCCUCACCUAACUGUCCAGCAGAAGGUACUAUGGUGAGGAGGCAAGUACCAGGAUAUGCCCAGCCUCCGACACCUGGCUUUCCUGUCCCACCAUAUCCCUAUGGUGAUUGCAAUCAUGGUAUUCCUCAACAGGGGCCGCCACCGCCCCAGCCGAGGCUUCAAGAUGCAACAUGGAGACCUCCUGGUGUUUAUGGGAUGCAGCCUCCAUAUGGUUGGUCUCCUGCAUCAACAGGACAUGAGAAUCGAUAUGUUGCUGAAUCCUCUUCUCCUUGGCCUGCCAAUGGAGCACCUGCCCCACAUCCUCAGAUUAACAGUGCAAAGGACUCCUCCUACAACCAAUUGGAGCAAGGAACUAACCAGCACAGCUACUUCCCUGAAGCCACUCACCUGCCUUCUGGGACCAUGAAUGAUCACAAGCUGACGCAGCUUAACACGAAGCCACCUGCUUCCAACACCAAAGUGCAGUACAGUGCGCAGCCCCAGCUGUAUGAUAAUGUACAGAAGAAGCUGCCUGCGGCUGUUGACCAUGGAUCAGGUUUCAAAACGAAUGGGCAGCUUCCAACAGAACCCUCAGAUGUGCAGCCGGGAGUUCGAAAGGUUAUGGAGGUUAUGGAGGGGGUUGAAUUGCUAGAGGAAGAGGUAGAUGAAUUUGUGGGGAGAAAAAUGGACAAAGGCUUCCGGCUACUUGAGGAAAUGCUGACCAAGAAGCUGUUGGAGUUGGACUCUAUAGAGACAGGAGGUCAGGAGAGUGUACGCCAGGCAAGGAAAGAGGCUGUUCACAGAAUCCAAGCCAUACUGGAAGAACUGGAAAGAAAGGGGCUUUAAGUUGGAGAUAGCAACAAUCCUAAGGCAGAGUCCUGGAGUUCUCAAAGAACUGUGACUUUGUUCAAUCCCCAGCUCUUUUGACAUCAAAAGCAAUAAGUGGUAACUUGAGUUUUGAUUUAAAAAUCACAUGGUGAAUUGCCUAGGACUAAAUUCUUAGCUUGGUGAUCCUGCAAACAAAUAUAGGGGAAGAGAUUACAUGCUGACCCUGAAUGAUUGAAGGCUAGCUAUAGUAGCUUCCUUAGUUAUCAGCAUGCUUUUACUCCAUAGGAGGAUUAUAAUUCUGUAUGAGGUUCACUGAGGUAAGGCUGUAAGUCUCUGAAGACAGAGCUUUUGGAGCACCAGUGACUUCUUUGAAUGACUGAGUCAUGUGUCGGACUCUGCUAGGUACAAAGACAUUUCAGUUGCAACUCAGCACCAGUAAAAUCAAGACAAUAGUCUCCUUAAGCUGCUCCUCUUUGUAUUAUUUACAGGUUCCUUACUCUUAUAAUAGUAAUUGCAUUGUGUUCUAUAUUGUUGGGGGUACAUCCUGCUAAAUUGAAGCCCUUCUGAUGAGCUAGUCAGUAGGGCAACCAAAGCCAGUAUAGCUGUCCUGCCGUUUUCCUGUACCAUGGAGGUACAAUCAUGAUGCUUUUUAUAGGACAAGCAGAAGGAACCAAGGUAAAGAUUUGACUGUUGCCUGUUCAAGAUGCAGUGCUAGAAAGCAGGGCAAAUGAUUGUAAGAACUCUGUCUGCAAAUGCCCUUGGCCAGAUGCGUUAGUGAUAUUUCAUAUGUUGCUUUACAAAAAAAAAUCACUUCUAUCUGUGUAACUGGUGAUUCCUACAUUUGCUGUCUGAGGGGGACAGGUAAGGCUACUACUGUAAAUAUUUUGUUCAUCCCAAAGUGGUCUUUGUUCUCUAAUGUGAGAAAUAAACGUCCAAGUUUUUUAAAUGCGAAGUUUGCAAAUGACAUUAUUGGAAUCAAGCAAUUAAAAUGAAAUUAAGUGUGACCACACAAA